Molecule: messenger RNA, 1281 nt
Organism: Vollenhovia emeryi
Lineage: Eukaryota; Metazoa; Arthropoda; Insecta; Hymenoptera; Formicidae
Gene: Irbp18
Product: CCAAT/enhancer-binding protein gamma
Exons: 4
Coding region: 16-618 (200 amino acids)
Biological process (GO): regulation of transcription by RNA polymerase II; DNA-templated transcription
Molecular function (GO): RNA polymerase II cis-regulatory region sequence-specific DNA binding; DNA-binding transcription factor activity, RNA polymerase II-specific
Source: RefSeq, a predicted model, not a curated record
AAGUCUCGCGGGGCAAUGCAGCGUCGUUGCGACGCGACGUAUUUGACAGGCGCGCGGUCGGAGGGCGCCACGCGUCCGAUUCACGCGGCGCUUGCGAAAAUUCCAUUGCGCAUUGCGUCAUCCCGCGACCUAUCCGAGCGGAUCGACGUCGACGCCGACGAGUGCCGAUGGACACAUGGCAGUUUGAUGCCACUACCCGUGCAGAGGCUACGCAGGAGCGAACGAGUUGGUUCAGGGAAUUUACGAGAGAUGGCGCCGAAAAAUAAGGAAAAUAGCAGCAAACGAAAGAAGCAAGUCGACGACGAGGGCGACGAGGAUUAUCGGAAGCGGCGGGAUCGGAAUAACCAGGCCGUGAAACGAUCCAGAGUGAAGAGCAAAUUACGCACGCAGCAAACCUUGGAGAGAGUAAAUCAGCUGAAAACGGAGAACGAAUUGUUGGAGGAGAAGAUUAAAAUGCUCACCAAGGAGCUUGGCUUUCUCAAGGAUCUCUUUAUUGCGCAUGCAGGUGGUUCCAAUCAGCACACAUCGGUAAACAUCCAAGAUCUUGAUCUAACUGCUCUCCUGGCGGAAGAAAAGCCCACGGAGGACGCGCUGAAGGCAGCUUCCGCCAAGCUGUAGACCGACACAAGCGCCACGUGAAGAAAUCAGCGUGGUAUUAAAUUCGAAACGCGAGGCAGUAUUCUGACUCGUUAGAUUGAAACAGCGAGCAGUCAUCUUGGAAAGAUGUCCGCUUUACGUUCACUGAGAGAAAGAUUCUAGAUGCGAGCAGCGUUUUCCGAACGCGAGCCUUCCAGGUCGUAGCAUCGUCAGUGAAUUAUCACCAGCUAAAUUUACAACUUAUCGAAAAUUAAUGGACGACGAAAGUGACGCGAAUCGUGGAGCCGUCGCGGAGAACUCGCGAUAAAUUCGAGUACGAGGGUAUUCACUUUAAUCGUCAGUCAGUCAAGACUAAGUGGUCUUUGAUCUAAACGGUACGAAAAAAAGGACCGAUGAAAAUAAUUCACCAUCAGUAUGUCGCUGAUAUUUCAGCAUUAUAUGUCGCUACGUGAUCAUGCGUUGUGUAUUUACCCCGAUAUGAAAAUAACUCGAGUAAGAGAAUCGAACACUUGCUUGAGAGUACAAGAUAUAACUUUUUUUAUUUAUUGGUUAUAUAUGAAGGAAAAAUACAUAUUUAAUGUAACAGGUGCGUUAGAAUAGGUGUAUUAAUCUUUGUAGUUAUCGUCGAAAGUGUUUUUACUUCCGUAGCAUGUGUUAGUUAUUAAAUACGACUCAUUGGCAUCA